Theobroma umbraticum is the source of this 1117-nucleotide messenger RNA. Its product is annotated as RING/U-box superfamily protein. The record is from RefSeq and is a predicted model, not a curated record. Lineage: Eukaryota; Viridiplantae; Streptophyta; Magnoliopsida; Malvales; Malvaceae. Gene Ontology annotation, molecular function: ubiquitin protein ligase activity; zinc ion binding. Gene Ontology annotation, biological process: protein ubiquitination.
ACCCCGCUGCCUACUCUACCUCACCCACCAAUCCAAUCUAUCCACCCAUGUCACAGUCAGUGACUGAAUCACUCUCUUAUUAGCAUGUACUAUAAUUUGCAUACGAACCCAUGGCUGAAGGCAGUCCAGCAGAGAAGCUUCCUCUUCUCCUCCCUCGUUUCUCUCUCAACUCUCUCUCUAUAAAUACGUAAGCAAAAGCUUUCUCUUCGUAAUUUUAAGGUCAUUUUUUUGUUAAAAUUAUCCUUCAUGGGGUUUCCGGUUGGUUACACGGAAGUUUUCUUACCAAAACUCUUCGUCCACACACUUUCCUUCCUGGGUUUCAUCCGAAGUCUAAUUUUUGCCCUCUUUAGCUACCUCGGACUCUCCGAUUUCCUCGAGACAGAUACCGUCUGGCCGGAGAACCCGACCCGAACAACCCCCGAGAACCCGCCCGUAUCCGCUCUCCUGAUCCGGGAAAUCCUCCCCGUUAUAAAGUUCGAGGAACUUGUCGUCGUGGGGGACCCGCCGGAGAGCUGUGCCGUUUGCUUGUACGAGUUCGAAGGUGGGGAAGAGAUCAGAUGGUUGAGGAACUGUAGGCACGUUUUCCAUAGGGCGUGCUUGGACCGUUGGAUGGACCAUGAUCAGAAAACUUGUCCGCUUUGUAGGACACCCUUUGUUCCUGAUGAGUUGCAGGAUGAGUUUAAUCAACGGCUCUGGGCUGCUUCCGGGGUCGGUGAUUUUUACAGUGAGUACAGUUCGGUUCCGGGAUUGUAGAUUUUUCAUUAGGCGGGGAAGGAGGGGCCGGUACUUGUUUUGUUUUAUCCGAUGGCCUUUUUUUUGUAAUGAGCUUAGUGAAAAGUGUACAUAUUACAUGACAAGUUGGUGCAUAGCCAAUAAAAAAAAAAGAUAAAAAGUUUUGCAUAAACAGUUCUUACAGUUUGAAUGCUACAAUUAUGCUUUGUUUGAAUUGUUUCUCAGGUUGAGAAAUGAAUAUCAAUCAAUCUACAACCUGUUAUUAGUUUUAUAUAAAAUUAUUUAGGUUGAAUUUCGAGUCUAGUUAAUUGAAAGAGUUGAAGGGUGCACUUUACAGCUAGGAAUUUGCUGGAAUGAAAUGAGAUUGUUACCUAUCUUUGUUGUA